Messenger RNA from Quercus lobata, 593 nucleotides. RefSeq lists its product as uncharacterized. NCBI's taxonomy places the organism in Eukaryota, Viridiplantae, Streptophyta, Magnoliopsida, Fagales, Fagaceae. The record is from RefSeq and is a predicted model, not a curated record. The coding region runs from base 16 to 393 and encodes 125 amino acids. The transcript is spliced from 3 exons.
AGCUUUCUGCAUUGCAUGAGUUCCUACUUCCUUUUGCUGGUAUGUUUUGAUUGUGCUAACUUUCAUUUUGAUCUUCGUCAAAUAGUUAUUCAAACAGUGUGGAAGGUUGGAAAGGAUGGAGUUGAGGCAGGAACCAAUUUGGUGCCCGAUUCUGUACCCAGACCAAUAGCAAGGAUUUCUGUCACAGUAGUUGCACUGACUGUUUCACUCUUUGUACUCAAGUCUUUCCUGUCUACAGCUUUCUUUGCGCUGGCCACGAUGGGACUCAUAUAUUUCGCAUUCAUAGCCAUGAAUAAAGAUGAUGGGCCAAAAGGGAGUGGAGGGCCUGGAGGCACCACCUCUACGGAGGACUCUUUAGAAGAAGCGAAAAGAAUAAUGGAAAAGUACAAGUAAAAUAGGCAAAGAGUAAGUAUGCUGGUUCUCCAUUAUUCAAUUUACAUAUGCUACUGUUUUCUCCUGUAAAGUUGUGGCAGACAUGAGGGAACAAGAAAGGAAUACAAGUAUACCUUCUUUUCUUUUAAAUUGCUUGAAUCAUAUCUCAACUUUAUAGAUGCUUCUAUACUUUGCCAAAAUCAUAUCUUGAGUUCUGCAAA